Vanrija pseudolonga is the source of this 1283-nucleotide messenger RNA. Its product is annotated as Acyltransferase LovD. NCBI's taxonomy places the organism in Eukaryota, Fungi, Basidiomycota, Tremellomycetes, Trichosporonales, Trichosporonaceae. The transcript is spliced from 3 exons. The record is from RefSeq and is a predicted model, not a curated record. The coding region runs from base 12 to 1283 and encodes 423 amino acids.
CAGCACGCACCAUGACACGCACACCGAGCCUCACGCCCGCGUCCAAGCGCGCGAUCGACGCGCUGCUCGAGGCCGCCGUCACGAGCCGCGAGGUCAACGCGCCGACGGCUGUCGUCGCGACCGCUGACGAGAUCCUGUACUUUAGCGCGAGGGGGGAGCGGGUGUAUGGCAAGCCUGAGCUCGGGACAAUCGACGACCAGACUGUGCUCCAGCUCUUCUCGUGCACAAAGCUCAUCACGUCCGUCGCCGUCCUGCAGCUCGUCGACGCAGGCAAGCUCACCCUCGACGACCCGGCAGUGGUGGACAAGUACCUCCCCGACCUGACCUCGCAGCCCAUCCUGCAAAAGUGGACCAAGGACGACCCGCCUCAGCCGGUCCUCGUGCCGCGGCGCAACCCCAUCACGGUGCGGCAGCUCCUCUCGCACACAGGAGGGGUGGGGUACCCUUUCCUGUCACCCGAGCUCCAGCGCUACCUCGAUGCCAACGGCAUCCCCUACUUUAUGAAGACGGACGGCGGCACGCGCGCGUUCAAGGUUCCUCUCAUCGCGGAGCCGGGCACGCGGUGGGCCUACGGGCUGAGCCUCGACUGGGCAGGCAUCCUCGUCGAGCGGGUAACAGGCCUGAAACUCGACGCGUACUUCAAGCAGCACAUUUUCGACCCCCUCGGCCUCAAGCUCGACUUCUACGCGACCCCCGAGCAGAGGAAGCGGUGGCAGGCGCCCACUGUCCGGCCCAAGAGCCUCAAGGGCAAGCUCGUCGUCUGGCGCGGACUGCGUGACCUACCCUCGCGGGACCAGCCUAUCGCGCAGCUCGCCGGCGGCGCGGGCAUCGUCGGCACAGCAAAGGACUACGUUGGGUUCUUGCAGGGCGUCCUGCGGUCGCGCGACGGCAGGGGCAUCAUCUCGCCUGCGGGCUACGCCGAGCUGUUCAAGAGCAGCCUGCCGGCCUCCACCACGCCGGAGGGGGAGCAGAUGCGCAACGACCUCAGGGUGAUGUGCACGUUCUUGAGCUUUGUCGACGACGCCAUGCUCGAGGAUAACGGCCUCGACCAUAGCGUCGGCCUCGUGAUCAACACUUCUGACAGCGCGUGGGGCCGCAAGGCCGGCAGCGGGACGUGGGGCGGCGCCGCGAAGACGGACUACUGGAUCGACCCGACAUCAGGCAUCAUCGCCUACUGCGGGGUCCAGAUCAACACUGAUACCCCCGACCUCCCCUUCCACGAGCUGCACCAGAAGUUUGAGCGGGCAGUGUACGACGGCCUGCAGAUCAAGUCUACAUUAUAG